Aspergillus thermomutatus is the source of this 1647-nucleotide messenger RNA. RefSeq names its product MFS transporter. The transcript has a single exon. Gene Ontology annotation, molecular function: transmembrane transporter activity. Gene Ontology annotation, biological process: transmembrane transport. NCBI's taxonomy places the organism in Eukaryota, Fungi, Ascomycota, Eurotiomycetes, Eurotiales, Aspergillaceae. The record is from RefSeq and is a predicted model, not a curated record. Bases 1 to 1647 code for a protein of 548 amino acids.
AUGGACAAGACCGACAAGUCCCAGCCCGUCCUGGCUUCUCACGCUGAGAAUGCCCAAUCCCACCAUCAAACUCAGCAGCACCAGCGUGGUCGUAUCGCAGGUGGGAAGCACCUGCAGGAGCUGUAUGAUGACAAUGCCUUUGCUGCUGAUGAAGGUCCAAUUCAAAAGGUCGAUGUUGAUAUGCCGCUUACCCUGACGGAGACAAUAGACCAUAAUGGGAAACAAUACAUUGUGCUUGAUUUUGCGGAGGGAGACAGGGAGAACCCCUUCAACUGGAGUGCAAAGCGCAAGGCGUUCAUCUCCCUGCUCCUCUGUCUGAUGACUCUGUUCAUCGGUCUGGCGACCACAGCAUACAGCUCGGGCAUUUCCCGCAUGACGGCAGAGUUUGGUGUCUCCUCUGAGCUAGGUCAGCUCGGUCUGUUCACGUUCAACUUCACCUGUGCCCUGGCUCCGCUAUUCCUGGCCCCCUUCUGCGAACUCGCCGGACGGCGCAUCGUAUACGUCGGCGCCUACUUCCUCUUCGCGAUCAUGUUCAUCGGUCUCGCGCUCGGCAAGAACAUCGCCACCAUCAUUGUCUGCCGCGCCCUGCUUGGUCUCUUCGGCUGUGUUGGGACCAUCCUCGUCGGCGGCACCUUUGGCGACAUGUACACGCCCAACCAGCGGGCCGUCCCCAUGGCGACCUUCUCCUACGUCGCCAUCCUGGGCACCGUCGGCGCACCCAUCUACGCCGGCUUCAUCGACGAGACGCUCGGCUGGCGCUGGAUCGAGGGAAUCCAGGGUCUCGCCAACGUGCCUCUCGCCAUCAUCAUUGCCCUCUGUCUCCGCGAAACCCGCGGCAGCGUCACCCUGGCCAAGCGGGCCAAGAUCCUCCGCCAGCAGACGGGCGACGAGCGCUACGUCACGCAGAAGGACCUCGAGGCCCCCGGGCUCAAGGAAAUGCUGCACAACUCCUCCGUCAAGGCCAUCCACAUGCUAAUCACCGAGCCCGUUGUGUUCGCGUUCGGCCUGUGGAUCAGCUUCGCGUGGUUCCUCGCCUUCCUCUUCCUAUCCGUCAUCCCCAUCACCUUCGAGGAGAAGAAAGGGUGGAGCGAGGGCGUCGCGGGCCUGCCCUAUAUCGCUCUCUGCAUCGGGACCACCAUCGGCUUCCUGCUCAACUUCCUGCAGAUCAGGAAAUACAAGUCCAUCGUCGCCGAUCCCGCCCGUGAGGCGCAGCCCGAGGCCCGUCUGUACGGCGCCAUGCUCGGCUCGGUCUGGCUGCCCGUCGGGCUAUUCAUCUACAGCUUCACGCAGUACAAGGAGCUGCACUGGAUCGGGCCCCUGAUAGCUCUGGUCCUCAUUACUAUCGGGAUCUUCUUUAUCUUCGAAAGUUGCUACAGCUUUACCUCGGAUUGUUACGGGGAGAAUUCGAGCUCCGCGAUCGCGGGCCAGGGCUUCAUGCGGAAUACGCUCGGGGCGGUGUCGCCGCUGUUCGCGUCGCAGUUCUUUCAUAAUGUUGGCAGUCAGUAUGCUGGGUUGUUGUUGGCGGUUGUUGCGACGCUGUUGACUUUUAUUCCGUUUGUGUUCUAUUGGUAUGGGCCGCAGCUGCGGGCGAGGUCCAAGUUGGCGGCGGGCAUGACGAGGCCGAAGGAUGAGGAGAUUGAGCUGUGA